UUACUCUGCUCUCUACUUACAACAUCCUGUAGUCUAUGUUAUAUCUAACAGUGUAUUCUAGGUACAGUGAUCAACCACCACAUUUCCGCUUAUCGCAAUGCUAUGUGAGGUUUACGUUAUAUCUAACGGUGUAUUCUACUAGGUCCUACAAGCGCGCGUCACUUUCUUAGACGCCGUGCUUUCUUCGUGUGGGCAGAUAUAAGGCGAGCUCUUAAUCAUGCGGUCCCGUUUGGAGAGAUGUUUUAUCAUACCCUUGCAUUGCUCCUGACUUCCUUCAGCGUCGCCUUUUACCUGCGGGUCAAACGACCUAUUCAGCAUUCCACUAUACCAUCCAUACACUCUCUGUUGAAGCCCCCUAAUGUACCUUUGGGUUCACUGUUGCACGCUCGAGCCAGCCCCAACCAGCGCCUUGUCAGAGCGUUCGCCCUCACCAACACUUUCGUCAAGGAAGACGAAUUUUCUCAUACGCAAUUCCGAAAGGGGGCUCAAGGUCUUCUUGCCAAGGCUAACGACUGGCAUCGUUUCAAACGAAUUGCAGAUCACGCAGUCCUGUCGUCUCUCCCGUCUACAUCUACUGUCGCUCGUGUUGACACAUUCGUACAGGCAGUGACGUUGCGGGUCAUCCUAGUAGGUUUGCUGGGCACUGAAGACUCGGAGGACGCCACUUUGCCUUCAUCUUCCAUCGAGACCGUCUCGUCUUUGAUCACAAAGCUAUGGGCGCUAUCCAAACACCCUGAGCCUAUUGAUCCUACCCUCCUCCCCCUUCUAAACCAACAUCUACGUACACUAGUACCAGAUACCAACGCUUAUCCCAACCCCCUCGAUUUCGUUAUACCUGCCUGGGAAACGAUGUGGCGAGUCGUCGCCACUACGUUUGCACAUGUUUACAAGAAUGAUCGAUUUAGACGCACGCUUGAGGAGCUACAUGCGAACCCCAGUAUACCCCAGUUCCGCUUGCAUGACCGUGACGCAAGUGCGGAGGAUAUCAUCAUCGAAGCGAUGCGACUACAUCCCCCAUCCAAACACAUCUCACGUUUGAUUUCGUUUCUGCCCUCAUUCUUACCACGCUGGCGCUCCUUUGAGACGCUUCACGUCGCGGACAUUUUGGCAGCGCAUUUCUCUCCGGCCAUUUGGGGACCUUCUGUUGAGACGUUUGAUCCUUCCCGCCAUACAACGCGUACGCCUAAGCGGGAAGAAGGGUUCCUGGCCUUUGGCUAUGGACGGUUGCAGUGCGUGGCAAAGAAUUGGGCGCCGAUGGCUGCUGCCACUAUUCUUUCAUCCAUCCUUGCUGGCAUUGAUGGGAGUUACAGGGUGGAAGAAGGGGGAAGUAUCGGAGGACGAGAUGGGUGGGAAGGAUGGGAGAUCGGGGAGCUGAACACCGUUCCUUGCUAUGAUAGCUAAAUCAAGUUUCAAUUGUUUGUUGUUGUACUCAAGCUUUUCUAUAUUAUCUUAGGAACUUGGCCCCUGGCUUCGCUGGUUAAUUAUUUGUAACCCCAUGUACCAUCCUUUUCGAAAUACUAAAUGAAUAAAACGAACUUUGCAACCUCUGGUGCAUUGGAGCCCUA
This is a messenger RNA of Guyanagaster necrorhizus, 1565 nucleotides long. RefSeq lists its product as uncharacterized. The coding region runs from base 238 to 1401 and encodes 387 amino acids. The record is from RefSeq and is a predicted model, not a curated record. The transcript has a single exon. Gene Ontology annotation, molecular function: heme binding; iron ion binding; oxidoreductase activity, acting on paired donors, with incorporation or reduction of molecular oxygen. Lineage: Eukaryota; Fungi; Basidiomycota; Agaricomycetes; Agaricales; Physalacriaceae.